AUGCCUCCCGCGUCGGCCGCCCCAAAGCCAUGCGAGCGUUGCAAAAACCCAAACGCGCCAUACGACCUGCGAAAUGGGCCAGCAUGCCGCGACUGCUUCGUCGAGUACGUCGAAGACAAGGCAGGGCGGCGUCUGGGAGCCGUCGGCAGAGACACCAGGCCUCCAGGACGCCCCGGGCCGCGGCGAUAUCUCGCCGGCCUGUCAUUCGGACCAUCGUCCACCGUCAUGAUGCAGCUCCUAGACAGCUGUGCCAGGUUCUACCAGUCGAAAAAGUCGUCCCCCGCAUUUGAGCCCCUGGCCGUCCACGUCGACACGGACCUGUCUCGCGCCGCAGACCAGAAGGACGGUCCUGCGCAACGCCUGCUGUCCAAGUAUCGGGAGCGGUUCCCAAACAUUUCCUUCGAGUGCGUGCACCUGAGCAAGAUCUGCGCCGUCAAGACGCUGGACUGGUCGGCGCUGGGUCGCCCCGACGUGAACGGACCCGCGGCGGGAGACCACGUCGGCCGCCUGCGCGACUUCUUCGACUCACUGCCGUCGGUGACCUCCAGGGCGGAUAUCCUGCGGCUCUUCGUACGCCAUAUUCUGCUGGACACGGCGCUGGAGAGGUCCUACACGGCCCUGCUGUUGGGGCAUAGCACGUCGGCUCUUGCGGCGCUGACUUUUGCAGAGGUGGCAAACGGACGGGGCUUUGCUGUUCCCUGGCAGAUAAACGACGGUCCGUUUGCGGUCUGCACGCACGAUUCGCGGCCUGCUCCUGCCGGGAGGAAGGACGUGCGGCGGGUGCAAAUGCCGGUGUACUAUCCGCUGAGGGAGCUGUUCAAGAAUGAGAUCAAGCUGUAUCUCGAUCUUGUGCCUUCUCUGAAGGAGCUCAUGCCCGAGGACAACUCGACCGCGGGAAAUGUCGUUUCGCACAAAGACCUGAGCAUUACCGAAGUCAUGGAACGAUAUUUCGACGCCGUGGACGGUCCUCAGUCGGGUAUCGUGGCCAACGUCGUGCGGACCACGGGGAAACUGGACAGAGCUGCUAGCGGAAGCUUUUGUCUCAUGUGUGGCAUGACCUUGGACGAGCAGGGUGAUUCACGCUGGGCUGGUGAGCUCGGUGACGAUGUAGAUGCAUGUCAUGUCACUUCUCGCGCCGCGCGUCUGUGCUAUGGAUGCAAGAGGUCCAUCGACGGAUAA
Messenger RNA from Metarhizium album ARSEF 1941, 1179 nucleotides. RefSeq names its product Thiouridylase, cytoplasmic, subunit 2. Gene Ontology annotation, cellular component: cytosol. The coding region runs from base 1 to 1179 and encodes 392 amino acids. Gene Ontology annotation, biological process: tRNA wobble position uridine thiolation. Gene Ontology annotation, molecular function: sulfurtransferase activity; tRNA binding. NCBI's taxonomy places the organism in Eukaryota, Fungi, Ascomycota, Sordariomycetes, Hypocreales, Clavicipitaceae. The record is from RefSeq and is a predicted model, not a curated record. The transcript has 2 exons.